Naegleria gruberi is the source of this 828-nucleotide messenger RNA. RefSeq lists its product as uncharacterized. The transcript has a single exon. NCBI's taxonomy places the organism in Eukaryota, Heterolobosea, Eutetramitea, Acrasida, Naegleriidae. Bases 1 to 828 code for a protein of 275 amino acids. The record is from RefSeq and is a predicted model, not a curated record.
AUGGUCAUGACUCAAUCAUUUUCUUUGAGAUUUAUUGCUAGAGAAAUACCUCAACAGUUUUUGGAUGACAAGGAAAUUGCUAUGGCAGCUAUCAAAAAGAACCCCAAGAAUGUUGAGCUAAUUAGUGAUAGAUUGCAAAACGAUGAAAACUUCUUCCUGGAAUCUGUGAAGGCAAAUAUAUUCUCCUAUCGUGAGUUUCCAGAACCAAUUAGAGAAAAGAGAGAAAAUGUUCUGAAAUUGGUACACAAUAAUGCUCCACUUUUUAUAUUUCCCAAUAAUUUUAGAAUGGACACAGAGAUAGUUCAAAUUUGUAUAGGCAAAAGAUGUUCAGAUUUAGGUUGCGUACACAAAUCAAUUCUAACCAAAGAAUUUCUCCUCUUAUUGAUUCAAAAGACAAACUAUGUAUCAUAUGACAUCUUUAGCUUCAUCCCAGAUCAUUUGAUUACAGAUACGGAUAUUGCCAAGGCAGUAUUUCAAAGAAAUGGAAUAUCUUAUUGCUUUAUGAACAAUAUGUUUAAAACAAGAGAAAUCACAGAACAAUAUCUUUCUCUCGAUAUCAAUAAUAAUAUUCUGAAUUAUUUACCACAUAAUUUAUUGGAAGAUAGAGAUCUGGUCAUUCGAUGCUUAAAGAAUGGAGUUGUAUACAGCCUUCCAAACAUGUACAAAAAUGAUAAGGAAAUUGUAAUGUUGGGAAUAGGAUUAUCAUACAAAGAUCCUUCACACAAUCACCAUGUAAACCUUGAUACAUUUAUUGGAGAAAAGCUAAGAAGGGAUAACAAAUUCAUGUUGGAAAUACGUGAGAAAUUCCCUGACAUAUCAAGUAUAUAA